This is a messenger RNA of Misgurnus anguillicaudatus (oriental weatherfish), 2808 nucleotides long. Lineage: Eukaryota; Metazoa; Chordata; Actinopteri; Cypriniformes; Cobitidae. The record is from RefSeq and is a predicted model, not a curated record.
UGGAAUACCAUUUACACAAUAAAAAAUGUCUUUCCAAUUGAUGUAUGACAGUAGACCUGUUCUGUAUGUUUAUGUAUAUGUUGAGCAUAUUGUUUCACCAUUUUGUUUAUGUAUAUGUUGAGCAUAUUGUUUCACCAUUUUUUACUUAUGCAGUCUUAAAAAUUAUGAAGUCAGAAGGACUACAUAGAGAAUCCAAAAUUGGACAAAUUGGUCCUUAUCCACUUUAUGUGAAAAGUUUUGAAUCACUAAUAGACAACAACAAAGUGUCUGAUGAGGUCAUGGAUGCCUUGUUUCACCUGUUCAGCAUGAGGCAACCUGAUGUUCUGGCUAUUAAUACCCACACCCUGACUGAUAUUCUGGAAGGGAAACCAAGAGCAAGGAGCCGUUACUUUACCAAGAGGAACAUCUUUGAAAACAUAAAGGAGAUCAUCGGUCCCUAUCUGGAGUGUGGGAAUCACUGGACCUUUUUUCAUAUUUGCUGCAUCAAAAGGCUACCGGGGACCGUGGAAAAGAACAAAGAGGAACCAUACCCUUCAGAAUGACACUAUUUCAUGUGGCGUUUUUACAGCAGUGUUUGCUGAGGCUUUUUUAGGUGACACAAGGGGCUAUCUUGCAUGCUCGCCUGUACUGCAGGAGAGAGAACGACUGGGGAUAUUUCUAUUUAGUUCACUUGGUAAGUUCCAUGCACAUAUUUAGAGUUUCUUAUUGGUUAGAUCAUGUUGAAAGAGUAUUAUCACAGCUAGCGUGUGUCCUGUUACUUUAGAUAGGUCUGGUAUUUGUGGUAUUUGUCACAGGAUGGCAUCUAGAAAGAUCCAGGAAAAAUGUUCAACUUGUUCAGUACGUAUUCAUACAAAAUGUCUACCUGGAAAUCAAGAGGAUGCCAGGUGCAUUUUUUGCAAAGACAGCGCAGGAGAAAUUAUCCCAAACAGAACCAGAAUCGAAGGGCAAGACAGCUCAGGACAAAGCAACCCAAAGAACACAAGACCGGAGGAACAACAUAGCUUAGGAGAAAGCAACACAAACUCUAGACAUGAGGGACAAGACAGCUCAGGAGUAAGUAACCCCAACACCAAAAAUGAGGGACAAGACACCACAGGAGAACGUAACUCAAACACCAGAAAUGAGGGACAAGACAGCACAGGAGAACGUAACUCAAACACCAGAAAUGAGGGACAAGACAGCACAGGAGAAAGUAACUCAAACACCAGAAAUGAGGGACAAGACAGCACAGGAGAAAGUAACCCCAACACCAGAAAUGAGGGACAAGACAGCACAGGAGAAAGUAACCCCAACACCAGAAAUGAGGGACAAGACAGCACAGGAGAAAGUAACCCCAACACCAGAAAUGAGGGACAAGACAGCACAGGAGAAAGUAACCCCAACACCAGAAAUGAUGGACAAGACAGCACAGGAGAAAGGAACCCCAACACCAGAAAUGAGGGACAAGACAGCACAGGAGAAAGUAACCCCAACACCAGAAAUGAGGGACAAGACAGCACAGGAGAAAGUAACCCCAACACCAGAAAUGAUGGACAAGACAGCACAGGAGAAAGUAACCCCAACACCAGAAAUGAUGGACAAGACAGCACAGGAGAAAGGAACCCCAACACCAGAAAUGAGGGACAAGACAGCACAGGAGAAAGUAACCCCAACACCAGAAAUGAGGGACAAGACAGCACAGGAGAAAGUAACCCCAACACCAGAAAUGAUGGACAAGACAGCACGGGAGAAAGUAACCCCAACACCAGAAAUGAGAGACAAGACACCACAGGAGAAAGUAACCCCAACACCAGAAAUGAGGGACAAGACAGCACAGAAGAAAGUAACCCCAACACCAGAAAUGAGGGACAACACAGCACAGGAGAAAGUUUUCCCAACACCACUGGACUUGAGGAACAAGACAGCAUAAGACAGAGUGCAGGAGUUGAGGGAAAAAAUAGCACAGGGCAAAUCCAAGAUAAGACAGGUAAAGUUCUAAGUUGAAACUUUGACAAAUGAACAAUUUCCUUAAAGGUUUGUGGAAAUCCUGUUGAAUCCUUUAUUCUGAUUGGCUGAAAAAUGUUCCAUGGAUGUUGAUUAUUUUUCUGUAAACCACACCUAACUUGUCAAAUGUCUUAAACACCGCAUGUGUGAGCAGCACGUCUUCGCGUAGCAGGAGCGUCACUGAAGCAGUAGUACUGCGAUCGUUUUGGUGUCGGCUUUAUUUUUGCUGCGCUGGUCACGCUCAAUUAAAGUGCUUUAAUUAUGAUUGUGGAUUGAUACGAAAAGUGUAAUUUUAGAUUAAAUCACGAAUGUGAUGCCAAGUGUGUUGUAAACAGUCAUGACUUUGAGACAUUUUAAAGAAAGCAAUGAAAUAUUUAAAACACACUGUAGCCAUAAUACUGCACUGUCAUUCACUUUCUGCCCAGCACUUAAUGAAUCCUCAUCUAUCUUAACAAUCUUCAGGAAAAACAGAUACAUCUAUACUGUAAAUCUAAAUCUUGUGUUGAAGGGUUAGGAAUGAAACUGAUGUUAAGCUGUGCUGAAUUACCACCUUGGGUGUGCAUCAUUUUUAUUAUUAUUCAAUCUCCCGUUGUUAAUUAUUCCUUACUUAACACAGUAAAUCACAAAAAAAUUUUAGCUGUGUUUUUGCUAGGUCACAAAAUAAAAAUACUGGUAAAUGGUCUGUAAGAAGGGGUCAAAUAAAUCAGGAUGAAGAAUAAGGAACAUAUUAUUUUUAUAGUAGCCUACCUUUACAGUUUUCAUUGCAUACUUUUACUAUUCUUUUUUCUGUCCUUCCAGGGGGAUUUCUGGUGGAAAGUGUUUUGA